CAUUUAUUCAGCUUUUCCUUUUUCCCUAGCUAUAACUUUCAAACAAAAUAACAAUACGAAAUGGGUGGGAAUUCACCCUGCGCUUCAUGCAAAUUGCUGAGACGUCGUUGCGCCAAAGACUGUAUCUUCGCCCCAUACUUUCCCUCUGAAGAUCCCCACAAAUUUGCCAUUGUGCACAAGGUCUUUGGUGCAAGCAAUGUCAGCAAAAUGUUACAGGAGCUUCCAUUUGAUCAAAGAACUGAUGCAGUGAGUAGUUUAGUGUAUGAAGCAAAUGCAAGAAUGAGAGAUCCAGUUUACGGGUGUGUUGGGGCCAUAUCGUACCUACAAAACCAAGUUUCGGAGCUGCAAAUGCAACUGGCCUUGGCCCAGGCCGAGAUUCUAUGCAUUCAGAUGCAGCAUGAUCAGGCAACCAUAGUUGAUAGUGGCGGCAUCGUUUGCAGGGGGUCGGCUUCACCGGUAGAGAUGGACCCAUGUUACUUUGGGUACUACGAUAAAUCCUGUUUUUCGGGUCAAAAUAAUAGCAAUGAUACUACUCUCAUGAUGAUGAGCCCACCUGAUCAUCAUCAUCAUCAAUAUCACAAUUUCUCCUCUUCCACCUCCAGUAUUGCAAUUCAUGACUCUCUUAAGCGAGAGUCUCUUUUUGGAAAUGACAUGGUUUCUUAA
Cannabis sativa is the source of this 663-nucleotide messenger RNA. Its product is annotated as LOB domain-containing protein 12-like. The transcript is spliced from 2 exons. NCBI's taxonomy places the organism in Eukaryota, Viridiplantae, Streptophyta, Magnoliopsida, Rosales, Cannabaceae. The coding region runs from base 61 to 663 and encodes 200 amino acids. The record is from RefSeq and is a predicted model, not a curated record.